AUCCAUGCUAUUAUUGCUGGGAAAGGAAGGGUAAAUGAAGAAUGUUUCUGAAGUCAGCGUCGGAAGCAUUCUAAAGCAGAAAUAAGUUUGCUGAGUUUUCUCUGGGGUUUCUGCCUCCCCCUGCUAGCUCCUUUUCCUGGAUGACUGCCCAGAAGGCCUUUGCCCUAGGGUUUCCAGUCCCCGUCUCCUCUCCUGGGGAGCCUGCAGCCUAGGCAGGAAGUGGUUAAAGCUUCUGGCUGCUCUGCAAUAGGGCCAUCUGUGUUUGAUCAGUCCAGGCGGAAAGGAGGGGGCAGGGGCCUUAAAGAGACUGAAAGCAUUCCAGAGUAGUGAGAGAGACCAGAGAUGGAGAAGGAGAGAAGGCACCGCCCCCACCCCGCCUCCAAAGCUAACCCGCCGGCUUGAGUGGAAGAGGCCAACCGCACACACGACUACACACUCUGGCCCUACUAUUCCACUGCCAUGGGGCCCCGCACUCCGCUCCUGAUCUUGUUCCUUUUGUCAUGGUUGGGACCCCUUCAAGGACAGCAGCACCACCUUGUGGAAUACAUGGAACGCCGAUUAGCUGCCUUAGAGGAACGGCUGGCCCAGUGCCAGGACCAGAGUAGUCGGCAUGCUGCUGAGCUGCGGGACUUCAAGAACAAGAUGCUGCCGCUGUUGGAGGUGGCCGAGAAGGAACGGGAGGCGCUCAGAACCGAAGCUGACACCAUCUCCGGGAGAGUAGACCGUCUGGAGCGGGAGGUGGACUAUCUGGAGACCCAGAAUCCAGCCCUGCCAUGUGUAGAGGUUGAUGAGAAGGUGACCGGAGGCCCUGGAACCAAAGGCAAGGGCAGAAGAAAUGAGAAGUAUGAUAUGAUAACAGACUGUGGCUACACGAUCUCUCAGGUGAGAUCAAUGAAGAUCCUGAAGCGGUUUGGUGGCCCAGCCGGUCUGUGGACAAAGGAUCCACUGGGCCCAGCAGAGAAGAUCUACGUGUUAGAUGGCACCCAGAAUGACACAGCCUUUGUCUUCCCAAGACUGCGUGACUUCACCCUUGCCAUGGCCGCCCGGAAGGCUUCCCGGGUCCGGGUGCCCUUCCCCUGGGUAGGCACGGGCCAGCUGGUAUAUGGUGGCUUUCUGUAUUAUGCCCGGAGGCCCCCCGGAGGGCCUGGAGGGGGCGGUGAGUUGCAGAACACUUUGCAGCUCAUCAAGUUCCACCUGGCAAACCGGACAGUGGCGGACAGUUCAGUGUUCCCAGCAGAGGGUUUGAUCCCCCCGUAUGGGCUGACGGCAGACACAUACAUAGACCUGGCGGCUGACGAGGAGGGCCUUUGGGCUGUCUAUGCCACCCGGGAAGAUGACAGGCACUUGUGUCUGGCCAAGUUAGACCCACAGACACUGGACACAGAGCAGCAGUGGGAUACCCCAUGUCCCCGAGAGAAUGCCGAGGCCGCCUUUGUCAUCUGUGGGACCCUCUACGUCGUCUAUAAUACCCGCCCUGCCAGUCGUGCUCGUGUCCAGUGCUCCUUUGACGCCAGCGGCACCCUGACCCCUGAAAGGGCAGCACUCCCUUAUUUCCCCCGCCGAUAUGGUGCCCAUGCCAGCCUGCGCUAUAACCCCCGUGAGCGCCAGCUCUACGCCUGGGAUGAUGGCUACCAGAUUGUCUACAAGCUGGAGAUGAGGAAGAAAGAGGAAGAAGUUUGAGGGAGCUGGUCUUAUUUUUUUGAAUUUCUUUCACCUCCAUACAUUUAUAUCCUGAGUUUCCUGCUCUUCAUUCUCCAGAUGUGGGCAAGUUGUGAUUCAAAUCUCGUGUUUUUAAUCCAUGGAAGCUAAAUUCUCCUGGCCCCAUGCAUUUCACAUGGGACUCCAGAUCUUAAGGAAUCCUUUCCGAGCUAAAAGAAAGCCCCAGAUGUUCACUCCUCUGCUGCCCCAUGUAAACAAAUUACAAGCCAGUGAAAGAAGACCCCGUUCCAGAGCUCUGACCUUUAAAUACAUGGGGGCAACCCCAGUGAUCGGGCAACAGAAUGUUUCUGGCUUCAGUGGAAGUCAGGGGAGAGACGGUGAGGAGGAGACUUUUAGCUCUGCCCUCUCUCCCUUUCCCUUCAGUGCCCUAGAGAAUGGGACUCCUUCUGUACUGCAGACUUUUGCAUUAAAAGGAAA
Budorcas taxicolor (takin) is the source of this 2136-nucleotide messenger RNA. It is a transcript of the gene OLFML3, whose product is annotated as olfactomedin like 3. The record is from RefSeq and is a predicted model, not a curated record. The transcript is spliced from 3 exons. NCBI's taxonomy places the organism in Eukaryota, Metazoa, Chordata, Mammalia, Artiodactyla, Bovidae. The coding region runs from base 460 to 1680 and encodes 406 amino acids. Gene Ontology annotation, biological process: signal transduction.